This is a messenger RNA of Mycena citricolor, 1915 nucleotides long. The record is from the annotation of a GenBank genome assembly. NCBI's taxonomy places the organism in Eukaryota, Fungi, Basidiomycota, Agaricomycetes, Agaricales, Mycenaceae.
CUUCAUCCGAGGGUUAGUUGCAUGCAGACUUCUGUGACUCAUUCACAUGUGAUACAACAAUGAUAUGACGUUGUGAAUCCAUCAGAAAGCAUCUCAUUUCUCAUUCACCUCGUCGCCAUGUCUUUGAGAGAUGAUCGAGAUCCAAACUCAACAUCCCUGUACUUCCCCUCAACAUGUGGAAAGCACUGGCUGUUCUCGCUGUCCUUGGUGUAGCCCGGCUCACAUGGCUCAUCUACCGUCGCGCCGUCGUCAAGUCACCACUGCGCAAUCUCCCAGGUCCCCCGUCCAAGUCGUGGCGGACAGGCCACUUGUCGUUUCUGUACAAUCCCGCCGGGAUGUCCUGGCACCACGAUCUCACCCAGAACUACGGGAGCGUCGUCAAAAUCAACGGCAUCAUGGGGGACGAGCACUUGUAUGUUGCCGAUCCACUGGCGCUCCAUCAGAUCACGGUCAAGGAGCAGGACGUCUUUGAACAGACAAAGAUGUUCGUUCAGGGAAAUGGAGUCAUCUUCGGCGACGGUCUGCUCUCGACCGUGACUGACCACCAUCGGAACCAGCGUCGCAUCCUCAACCCGAUCUUCUCCAGCAAGAACAUGCGCGAGCUCUGUCCGGCUGUGUUUGAGGUCGCCAACAAAAUGGUCCAUCUCAUCAACGUCAAGACCAAAUCCGGCCCCGCCGAAAUGGACAUGCUCGAUCUCAUCAUGAGGACUGCGCUCGAGGUCAUCGGACAGGGUGGACUCGGCCACUCUUUCGAGGCGCUCGAGGAAGACCGCGAUCCCAACACCGCCUUCAGGACAGCACUACGAGGCCUGAUUCCGACCAUCUUCUCGCUGCAGAUCGAGCGCCAGAUCCUGCCGUUCAUCCUCAAGAUCGGCACACCUGGCUUCCGGCGCUGGCUCGUCGACGUCACACCCAGCCGCCGGCUGCACAAGCUGCGCGACAUCGUCGACGAGAUGCACAGCACGACGCUGGCGAUCUUCGAGUCCAAGAAGAAGGCGAUGCUGAUGGGCGACGAGAAGGUUCUGGAACAGGUCGGACACGGGCGCGACAUCGUCAGCAUUCUGAUGCGAGCCAUGCACGGCGCUUCGACGCAAGACGUGAUGCCCGACGCAGAAGUCCUGGCCCAGUUGACGACGCUCGUUUUCACAUCACACGACACAACUUCCUCGACGAUCGCCCACAUUCUCCACCUCCUCUGCAUCUAUCCCGACGUGCAAGACCGUCUCCGCGCCGAAAUCAAGGACGCACUGGACACCUGGGAGAGGGAGCACGGGAACCGCGAACUCGGAUACGACUUGCUGAUGGAGCUACCGUUCCUCGAGAACGUCUGCCGGGAGACGCUCCGACUGCAUGCCGCAGUGACCUUCAUGACCCGCACAGCCCGCUCCGCUUCUGUUCUCCCUCUGCUCUAUCCGCUGACCGGCACCGACGGCAGGACGAUCACCGAGAUUCCCGUCGCUGAGAACCAAAACGUGCACAUUGGGAUCGCAGCGGCGAAUCGCGACCCGAAGAUCUGGGGUCCCGACGCGAACGAGUGGAAACCUGAUCGGUGGGCAAACGGUGUGCCCAAGAGCGCGGCCACCGCCCAUCUGCCGAGCAUCUACGCUGGUACGAUGAGUUUCCUCGGCGGCGGGCGCGCCUGCAUCGGCAUCAAGUUCGCACAGUUGGAAAUGAAAGUGAUGAUCUGUGUUCUGCUCGACAACUUCCGGAUCAGUCUCCCGAAAGAAGAGAUCAUAUGGAAGCUGGCGAACAUCCAGAUGCCAUGGACUGAGGGUGCCGCGGGCCCAGCCAUGCCUUUGACGCUGCAACGUCUGUGACGUUUGGGAAUGAUUGCAUGAUUGUAGUAGAUUGUAGUGACCAUCACCUAUGUAGUUUUCCGUCCGAAAUCGAAAAACGAGGGAUCACAUGACACUGA